AUGCAUGGUGUCAAAAAAUGCAGUUCGUCUGUCGAAGUUCUGUCAGUUCUCCGAGAUUUCCGUCGCACAAAGAAAUUCUGUGACAUCACUUUGAAAUGUGGUGAGCGAAAUUUUUAUGCCCAUUGUUGUAUUUUGGCUGCUGUUAGCCCAUUUUAUUUAGCCAUGUUUCGUAGUGGCAUGUCCGAAGUGAACUGUGAAUUCAAAACUGUGGACUUAGCCUUUUUAUCUGUUAGCCCGUCCGCAGUAAGCGUUGCUCUUGACUAUAUUUACGGUGAAGUUAUAGAAAUCAAUUUGGAAAACGUUUUUGAAUUGCUUGUCAUAGCCGAUUAUAUGCUUCUCAAGGAGUUAAAAAAUGAUGUCAGCAAUUAUCUAUGUGAAUGCUUAUCUGUAGAGAAGCCUGAUUUGUGUUUUGAAACCAGGCGUGUUGCAGAAUUGUAUGGGUGUAAGGGACUUUAUGAGGCAACAAACUCUUUUAUCAAUGCGAUGUUUUAUCGACUUUCGCACACGUCUGCGUUCUUGGAAUUGAGUGUAGCAGAAUUGGAAUCUUUCCUAGAAUCUGACGACCUCUCCACCAAUGAGCGUGAACGAUUCGAAAUCAUUUCGAAGUGGGCUGCCAAUUCUCGAGAAUCCAGAGAGAUGGAACUUGGACGAUUACUUAAUGAGUAUAUCCGCCGACGGACCCUUUCGCCAAUCGAGUGUCGCGAAAUGUUUGAUCGUUAUGAAUUAUUACCAAAUCUUUUUAUAUUGGAUAUGUUUGAAGAAAGAUUCUUCAGACCAGAUAAUGUACGCAACGAAAUGCAUCGUCAGGGGCGGCAAGGUCAAGAAGUGAUUCUAGUGUUUGACAAUGACAAACCGCAAGCAUAUAUACCUGGUCUAAUUCCCUGGCACCCAAUCACGCCCAUGCCGGAAACUAGGGAACAAUUCAAAGUUGUGAUGUUAAACAAUUUGGUGUAUGUUAUUGGCGGGACAACAGGCCAGACAAUAAGUUUAACCGUUUGGCGAUACUUCCCUUACCAAAACUUCUGGAAAACUGCCGCACCAAUGCUGAAAACGGCAGCAAGUUUUGGCGUAGCUGCAUUAGCUGAUCGCAUAUAUGCUACAGGGGGUCCGAAUGCUAAAUACAACAUGCAAGUAUAUGACCCUCUUGAUGAUGAAUGGUUUUUUGGCAAGCCAAUGCAGGUCAAACGAGUAUACCAUUGUAUGGUCACCUUCCAGAAUAAAUACUUGGUUGCAAUUGGAGGAAACAUGCCUACCACAGAUUCACUAUAUUCUGUUGAAAAAUAUGACAGGGAGACAAGAACCUGGACUUAUAUGCCACAACUAAAUAUCGGUCGAAUUGAGGCAAGUGCAGUAGCACUCGAUGACAAGAUAUACGUUGUUGGUGGUUACAGCGGGUCAUCACCUCCCGAGCUCAACAGUUGCGAAGUUUACGACAGUUCAACUAACAAAUGGUCGUUAAUAGAGCCCACAAACACGCCAAGACGAGAUGCCGCAAUUACAGUCUAUCAUGGUAAAGUGUAUAUACUUGGAGGAAAUCCUAAGAAGGGGUUGCCUAAUUUUGAGUACUAUUGUGAGGAAACUAAAUCUUGGAAGACUGAGGAGUCUGGAAGCUUUAGUUCGGGUUGUCAAUGUUGUACUGUUACCUUAAGUGGAAAAUGCAUUUGUGAACUGUAUGAGCGUUAG
Messenger RNA from Paramuricea clavata, 1683 nucleotides. Lineage: Eukaryota; Metazoa; Cnidaria; Anthozoa; Malacalcyonacea; Plexauridae. The record is from the annotation of a GenBank genome assembly.